Molecule: messenger RNA, 1191 nt
Organism: Dermacentor albipictus
Lineage: Eukaryota; Metazoa; Arthropoda; Arachnida; Ixodida; Ixodidae
Source: RefSeq, a predicted model, not a curated record
UCCCACAGUGAGCCUGCAGUGUUCACUGAUGCAUUUGAAAGUGAACCAGCUGCUGCAGCACACAUGGAAACCACAUCAUUCAACAAUGUUUUGGGGAAUGAAGGUGCUCAGUGCAAUGAAGAUACGUUUCCCAGCUCUGGCACAGUUUGUGAACCAGAUGUUUCCCUUCACAUUGGAAAUUCACUAGUCAGAUGUACAUUGGAUAAGGCACCAGAUGCUUUCACUUAUGGUGUAGCUACUCCAGACAGCAGUGUUGCAGAAAAUGAAGUUUGUGGGAGCUUAAUAUCAGAUCACGAAGUUGACGUGAUGAAAGAUAGCUCCACACAAUGGGAACUGCCACCAGCUGACCAUUCCUACACCAGCACAAGACUUUCUAUGACCAUGAGAACUAUUUCCUAUCGAACACUGACCAGUGAUGACAUUCUUUUUUACACUGGCAUUUCUGUGGCUGCAUUUGACAAGCUCGUGUCAGCACUGAAGACUCAAGACAAGACAAUUCGCAAGCUCUUGACCAUCGAAGACCAGCUGUUAUUGACACUCAUGAGGCUUAGACUUGGCCUCCUUUGUGGAGAUUUAGCAAGACGGUUCGAGGUCUCUGUAGCUUAUGUUUCUAGAACAUUUUCGAGAGUGCUGGACGACCUGGUGAAGAUCAUGCAAGAAGUUGUUGUGUGGCUUCCCCGCUCAAGGUUGCGGGCAAGCAUGCCCGAGAGUUUCAGAAACAGCGAGUACAGUCAUACAACAUGCAUAUUCGACUGCACUGAAGCACUAAUGCAAAGGCCACGGAAACUGAUGGCCAGAUCCCAAAGUUACAGCCAAUACAAGGGUGCAAACACGAUGAAAUUUCUUACCGUCAUAGCACCAAAUGGAUUUAUAAUGUUUGUGUCAGAUGUGUAUGGAGGCAGGGCAUCAGACAAAUACAUUGUAAAGACAUGUGGAGUAGAAGAGUACCUCCUUCCAGGUGAUGGGAUAAUGGCAGACCGUGGUAUCAAGCUUGACCCUUAUCUUGAGGCUCAAGGGAUUAAAAUGAACAGGCCUGCAUUUACAAAAGGAAAGGAUCAGCUACCUGAAAGUGAAGUCACCGAAACUAGGCGCAUCGCAUCGCUACGAAUUCAUGUUGAGCGGGCAAUCGAAAGCUUUAUUGGCCUGGACUUGCAAUCAAGAUUAACCAAGGCUAACCAUGCUAUGCCUUAG